AUGAACUUAUCAAAUGGGUUAAAGCCUUACGUUCUCAACAAAAAACUAAGCAAUCGUCACCGCACAACAGUAGCGCAAAGGUUACCAGAAGAUUUGUUAGAAAAACAACAAGAAUUUUUAAACUUUGUACUUUAUCAUUGUAUUCAACAUGAUUAUCCUUUGAGCUUGAUUGGAAACAUGGAUGAGACACCAUUAUCAUUUGAUAUAUCAAGCAAUACAACAAUUGAAGAAACAAAUGCAAGUACAGUUAGUAUAAGAACUACAGGUCAUGAAAAAUCAAAUUUUACAGUAGUACUUUCUUGUAUGGCAGAUAGUACAAAAUUACCACCAUUGAUAAUUUUUAAAUUAGUAAAUGUGCCAAUACAAAAUUUUCCAUCUGGAGUUAUGAUCUGUGCAAAUUAUUUAUUUUGUGGUCAUUUAACAGAUUCGGUAAAAUUAAGAUUUGAUGAAAAAAAUACAAACUUGGCAGUUAUCCCAGGUGGUCUUACAAGUAAAUUGCAACCACUUGAUGUUUCUAUCAAUAAAUCUUUUAAAUCCAAGUAUUGCCAAUGUUAUAAUGAUUGGAUGGCUGAAGAAAUCAAGAAACUUAUACCAACUGGUCAAAUACAACGUCCUGCAUAUAAUUUAGAAGCUGAAUGGGUGUUAACUUCGUGGAACCAAAUUGACAAAAUUCUUAUACAACGUGCAUUUAAAUGCUGUGGUAUUUCAAAUGCACGAGAUGGAAGUGAAGAUAAAUAUAUUUUUGAUUAUAAUUGGGUAAUUCUGAAAAUGAUAAUGAAAAAUAAUGAUGAAAAUAGUGAUAAAAAUAGUGAAAUAAGUGAAAAUGACAAUGAAGUUAGUGAAGAAGAUAUUGAAGUAGAUAAAGAAAUUGAUGAAGGUAUUGAAGUUGAAAAUAAUAACGAAACAAUUGAUUUAACUCAUGAUUCUAAUGAUA
Messenger RNA from Diversispora eburnea, 934 nucleotides. The record is from the annotation of a GenBank genome assembly. NCBI's taxonomy places the organism in Eukaryota, Fungi, Glomeromycota, Glomeromycetes, Diversisporales, Diversisporaceae.